GAUACUGCAGGAUGAAAUCGAGUCUAUGCCAUUGAAAGCUAUUCUUUUAUAUAUAUAUUAUUUCCAGUAAACUGUUGUAUAACAGCCGGACAGAGGGCAAAAGGACACUCUGACUAAUGGAGCCCUGUGGACAAGUUUAGUAUCUACUCUUUGCUUUUAACAAUGUAUCUUCAAGAAAUAAUGUGGUUUACUGCAUUCAUUGGCUUAUCAACAUGCAACCGUGUAUAUGUCCAUCCAUUCAAUCUACUGACUUACAACAAGAGCGAAUGUGAAAAUAUCCAGUUUCAUGAUCACAGUUCUGAGAUGUUCUUCCCUACAGCUAUUGAAUCAAAAAACAAUGCUGACGAAAAUAACUUUGAACUCCAAAGAAACCUGGAAGCAGGUCAUAUCGGGACUACUGAAUCCUAUCUGAUAUCAAUUAUUAAUAGUGUUAGUUUUCGUGCUGUUGCUGGAUGGUGGAAACUACGCAAAACAGACAGUAUCCUAAUACCCUACACUGAUUUUUUUAGAACAAUGGUGUCAUUUUAUCUUGGAGCAUCUGGGAACACUUCCAAUAGUCUACAAACAUUUUUAGGACUUGAAGACAAAUCAGGUUCUACUAACUGCACUUCUAAAGUGAAUGGUUUUAAAGUAAUCUCAACCCUCCAAAAUAUUGAUACAUUUUUAUUUUCUAAAGAUUCUAAUAUCAAUACACUAAGAACUGUGUGCAUGUUUGUCUCUCCAAAUGUCCCACUGUCAAAGAAGUUUGUUCAUGGAUUAACCCUAACUGCUGAUAACUUCUAUGUAAAAACUGUAGACUUCAAAGAUUCUACUAAGGCAGUCAAAUUAAUCAAUGAUUUUCUGGAUUCCAAACUGCCAGCAAAUGCCAUAUCUGGAUUAACUUCCAUUAAUGUAAUUGCCGACUUCAUGUACAUUAGCCAUGUUCAAUUUAAAGGCAAAGUGGCUAAUUCAUUCUUACUUCCAAAGCGUCAACCCUUCUGGACUGAGCCAAACAAGAUUGUCUUGGUUCCUAUGAUUGCAGUAUCAGGAAUAUUUCAGUUUACUGAAGAUAGGACCGCAAAUCAGUUAAUAAUAAAGAUUUCCCUAAGUGACAAUGAUUUCCUGCUAUUGGUCCAGCCACUAAAUGGAAACACCCUUGAGAACAUCGAGUCUUCUAUGAACUGGAAUACAUAUCAAGAAUGGGUGAAUGGACUAUCAAAACGAUCUAGAUACAUUAAUUUGUCUUUGCCAAAACUGAAAAUAGAACGUUCAUACAAUAUUCAAGAUCUUCUUUCAAGUUUGGAAGUAUCUGAACUGCUUGGAAAAAAUGCUGACUUCAGCAAAAUGAGCAAAACAAACAUAAAAGUGGGAAAGGUUAUUAAUACGAUCGAUUUUGAGCUUGAAGAAAGUGGAACAGAUCCACAUGAAGAAAAUGAUGUCCCAGAGACCAAAGAAGAGCCGCUGGAAGUUAUGAUUAAUAGACCCUUCAUUCUGGCCCUGUGUGAAGGCACUACCAAGUCAUUACUUCUGCUCGGAAGAGUAAUACACCCAACAAACGUCAUUUAACCUCAUUCCAGCUUAACAUUUAAAAAAUAAUAAUAAUUUGUGAAAAUUCUUAGUUGACACAUAUCUAGUAAUAUAAGUGCAUGUAUUAUUGAUAUAAAUAUAAUUCUAACUUUUUAGACGUAAAUAUCAGAAAAUAAACACAAAAUUUACGAAUGGGAUGCUCACACAGAAUUUUGGCAAUAUAUUACACUCCAAAAGUGGUGUGUUCAGUAAAAGAUGAUUUCCAUUCGAAAUGUUAUAUACAGAGUAGCAUUCAUUUUUUUUAAUAAAGUGAUAUUAUGAAUCAA
Bufo gargarizans (Asiatic toad) is the source of this 1832-nucleotide messenger RNA. RefSeq names its product angiotensinogen (gene AGT). Gene Ontology annotation, biological process: regulation of systemic arterial blood pressure by renin-angiotensin. The record is from RefSeq and is a predicted model, not a curated record. Gene Ontology annotation, molecular function: serine-type endopeptidase inhibitor activity. The transcript is spliced from 5 exons. NCBI's taxonomy places the organism in Eukaryota, Metazoa, Chordata, Amphibia, Anura, Bufonidae. The coding region runs from base 163 to 1545 and encodes 460 amino acids.